Coniophora puteana RWD-64-598 SS2 is the source of this 1272-nucleotide messenger RNA. RefSeq lists its product as uncharacterized. The record is from RefSeq and is a predicted model, not a curated record. The transcript has 5 exons. Lineage: Eukaryota; Fungi; Basidiomycota; Agaricomycetes; Boletales; Coniophoraceae. Bases 143 to 1153 code for a protein of 336 amino acids.
GCCAAAUGCUUUUCCGGUAUAACACCCCCGCUAUGUCACUCGCCCCGCAUCGCCUCGUUCACCGGCUUUCACUGACCGCCUCGGGAGAAAUGGGAGACUUAGCGCCAGCUAACGGGCUGACGAUGCCUCCAAGCUCAUCCCGAUGUCCUCUACUGCCAUCGCCCAGUCAAGUCUUCGUCGUCGUGGGGCAAUCCGUGCGCGGCCAAAUAAGCCUACUCGCAACGCUGACGAUGAACCGAGUCUAGGCGAUUUCCUCCAGCGCGUAGGCGAGUCUUGGAGUCAGCAGGAUGGAUCAGGUGGGCAGGGGGUCCCUCACGUACAGACAGUUGAGAAGCACCAUGUCCGCAGUGCGACUGAACCACCUUCCAUCGCGCCAGAGAUAGUUGUCUCUCCUGCCUUUAUCCGGGAUGAAGAACCAGAGCGACAUCGAGCCGAGCUCGCCCUCAGCGGGCACCAUCAGCACAGCUUCGGAUGUAGCGAGGAUGAUGGCAGCCAGAGCAAGGAUGACGAGAACGAUGGUGGCGACGCGAACACUCGCGCCCAGCAGGAAACACCUGCGGUCCGAAAGCGGCCUGCGUCUACCACAGAACCCUUCAUACCGUUUCUCAACAGGUCGCUCACGCCGUCCCAGAGGCCAAUAUCUCAAAUUUCUUGUACUACAACACGUAGUUCUCUCAACCUCGACGCCAAGGGCGAUAUAUUCCCAUCCUCUUCUAGAAGUCACGAUGCUCAGAAGGAGCACACAAUGUUCAGCCUUUGGGCAACCGCGAAGCGUCGCCUUCGAAUGCCCAUUUCAGCAGCAGACGACGCGAAAUGUGAACGCUCCGACAGGGUGGUCUCGGAAAAGACGGAAGGGCAUGGCAGCUUCGCUUUUCGAUCUCGCCCACAGCCGUACCGCUCCAAGCUUGCUCAAAUAUACGGGGCAAACGGGAAAGAGUCCCUAUAUGCAUCAACGGACUCGCAUACAUUAAGCCAGUAUUCUAUUAACGAAGAGGGCGGCGAGAAAGAAGGCCUGCGGGGUGGAGCUGUGACUUAUGGGUCAUGUAUGAGGCCUGGAGGUCAUAUUAUUCAUGGCAGCAGACGUGUGUACUCGGGCUCUUUUGAAUCCGAUUCGAUGCACGGGAAAAGUCAGUCCUGUUUUUGCCUUCCUUGACGCGUUACUUUCACUUGGACAUUUGUACAAGAUCGGUAGUAUACCUCAUGAGUUGUAUGCCCUUCUAUCAAUCGUCCUAUAUAGCACAUGUGUACUAACAAUCGAUGAAAGUCGAUUCC